UCUGCUGCGCAUGCGCAUGCACAGACAGGGGCUGCCACACAAACUGCCGCUGACUCGCAGGACGCUCACUUUUCACUGGGGGGGCGGAAGAGAAGAUUGUUUUUGGAGGUGUCCGAAAUAAUAAGAGGAGCUUUUAUCCACUACAGGGAGCGACAGAGGUUGCAGUGACAGUGCGUAUAAAGAAAGAAAAGGAUCUGGCAAACUGGGGGAAUUGAUCUACUCCGUGGUUCCUCGGACUGCGGGAUUUCGGAGUUCGUAUCGCUACUUUUCGUCCUUCCAGAAAAAUGGCCGCAACGACGUUCGAGAUGGACGGAAGUGUAAUGGAGGGGGGGGGGCAGAUCCUGAGACUGUCCGCUGCGCUGAGUUGCGUCCACGGCUCCCCUAUCAAAAUAAACAAAAUCCGUGCAGGGAGAAGUACGCCGGGAUUAAGGCCCCAGCAUCUGUCGGGUUUGGAGCUUGUGAGGGACAUGACUGACGGGAAUCUGGAGGGCGCCGUGGUGGGAUCCACAGAGAUCACGUUAACCCCCGGCAAAAUUAAGGGUGGGAGUCACGUUGCAGACACCCAGACAGCGGGGAGCGUCGCACUGCUGCUGCAGGUGUCGCUGCCCUGCGCCCUGUUUGCUGGCGGGCCCUCAGAGCUCUGCCUGAAGGGUGGCACCAACGCGGAGAUGGCCCCUCAGAUCGACUACACCGUGAAGGUGUUCAAGCCCAUCGUGGAGAAAUUCGGGGUCUAUUUUGAUUGUGAUGUAAAAAUGAGGGGAUAUUACCCCAAGGGGGGUGGUGAGGUGGUGGUUAAGGUCAACCCUGUGAAGGAGCUGAGUCCUGUCAACAUGACAGAGAGGGGCAACAUCACCAAGAUCUACGGCAGGGCUUUUGUCGCUGGGGUUCUUCCUUUCAAGCUUGCCAAAGACAUGUCAACGGCAGCAGUGAGAACCAUCCGGAAGGAGAUCAAAGACCUGUACAUCAAUAUCCAGGCUCUUCAGGAGAAGGAUAAGGCCUGCGGUAAUGGCAACGGCAUCAUAAUCAUCGCAGAGUCCUCCACUGGCUGUAUAUUUGCUGGCUCUUCACUGGGUAAAAAAGGGGUCUAUGCUGACAAGGUGGGUGUGGAAGCCGCGGAGAUGUUGCUGAGAAAUAUCCGGCACACCGGCUGCGUGGACGAGUUCCUUCAAGACCAGCUCAUCAUCUACAUGGCGCUAGCCAAGGGCACGUCCAGGAUCCGGACUGGCCCAGUCACCCUGCACACGCAGACCGCCAUCCACGUCGCUGAGCAGCUCACUACGGCCAAGUUUUCUGUGACCAAGGCGGAGGACGAGAGCUCCAGCAGUGAGACGUAUAUCAUCGAGUGCCACGGGAUGGGAGCCUCCAACCCCAGCCUCUGAGGCGGGCGGGGGUCUGACUCACGCCUUUGCCUUCGCUUCCAGCCGCCAUACGCCUCAUGCCAGCCUGUGGCCAGGAAGACUGUAGCAGAUAAACUACUGUGCGCUGUUUUCGGUUUUUUUUUUUUUUUUUUGGGUUGCGGUUUUACGGACGGAACUUUUUCCCCAUAAAGUGAAUUUUGAUUAAACCCCUUAAAGCUAUACCCCCCCUCCCCCGCCCUGCCCCAUGUCCUUGUAUUUUCUUGGCUUCUGUUACUCAGGGUAUUGCCUUACACUGUAAUAAAUCCAUUCUUUGAUUUUUUUUUUUCCUUCCUCUCUGUCCCUGAAUGAGGGAUGUAACUGACUGAAAGGUGAUUGUUAUAUAAAUUCUCAACGUUUUUGAAGCUAAAUUGUUUUUGCCACAAGAAUGCGACGUUGCAACAAAGCACAGUACUUUACUGUCAAGUGGGAUUGGUUUUCAUUAACCUGGUGACCAUUUACUGUUUCUUAAGCAGAGUAGGUCGUCCUGAUUCGAUUAAUUCGAUGAAGUUUCUCUGUGCUUGUCUCCGGCUGGAUAACUUAUGCUGUUUAUUUAAGGUUUUUGUUCGAUGUCCCUGUAAUUGGUCUCUCCCAAAUCACUGUGGUGUUAAAGGGCAUGAUCCACACAGGGCAGAAUGCAUGCAGGUUUUUUUUUUUGUUUGAAAUGGUCCAAUUCCUUAGGAAGGAGAAAUCCAUUUCAUUGGUUUAUUGCCGUUAAUUAUUUGCAUAAUUUCUCGAGCUGGCCAAUGGGUGCAGGUGUGAUUUAGUGUGAGGUUUCACUGGUUCUGCUCAUAACUGAAGCAAUGUGGGGUCUUAUCUCAAGGUUAUUUCACUGCAGAUGAAGUACUCGUAUUAAACCAUUUAGUUAAGGGCCCCCAGCUUGCACCAUGAGGGGUGGGGUGAGGCUUUUACCUCAUGUAACAGGUUGUAUACCUGAGUUUUAUUUAUAUGGUACUCAUGCUGUUCCUCCUCGCAGGUCUUCUUGAGUGCCGAGGUCUGGCUGAUGGAUCAUCGCCGGUCUCGGCUACAUAACUAAUGUGGCUUCCCACGGUGGAGCCCCUAGGUUCCUGCAGAGCCCGCUUCAGGAUGUCGAAACCCCCUGGCCUUGCAUAAUCUGCCUUGGCAUUGCGUGGUUUUUCUUUUAGCCCCCAUUACAAUCUCCAGGCUUUGGCCUUGCUAGCAGCCCUUGUUAAGUAUCGGCUAGGUAGGCCUGUGCUGGCUCUGUGUGCUAUUAGGAGACAGAUGGUGUAGGUUAGGCCUGAGUCAUUGUUCCUUUUGUUGUGCGGGGGCAGGAAGAUCUUGGGUUCCGUUGUGUUUUUGUCUCAGCUGCGGGAGGUGGGCGAGAUGGAUGCCCUUCACUGGGGUCAGGGGUUUAUACGAGCCUGAAUCUGAGGGGGUGGGGGUUACAUCCAGCUGACGGGAGGCCCUUGCUUGGCCCUGUGCUUUGAUUCAGGGCCUGUCCUGCACAUCUGUUCCUCCAGGUGACCCAGACAGGGUUCAUCUCCUGUGUUCUCUUUCAGAUCUGUGCAAAGCCCAAGGAUGUCUGUAAAGUCUAGAAUAUAGGAUAAACACUUUGGAAAUAUUGUAAAGUCUAGAAUAUAGGAUCUGCUCUUGGAAAUACUUUUUCUUUUGAUUUGUAAGUUUCCAUACAGAUUUGGUUUACAUUAAAAUGGUGAUGCAUUACUGGGAA
Paramormyrops kingsleyae is the source of this 3084-nucleotide messenger RNA. It is a transcript of the gene rtca, whose product is annotated as RNA 3'-terminal phosphate cyclase. Gene Ontology annotation, molecular function: RNA-3'-phosphate cyclase activity. Lineage: Eukaryota; Metazoa; Chordata; Actinopteri; Osteoglossiformes; Mormyridae. The record is from RefSeq and is a predicted model, not a curated record. Gene Ontology annotation, biological process: RNA processing. Gene Ontology annotation, cellular component: nucleus.